Hemibagrus wyckioides is the source of this 2338-nucleotide messenger RNA. RefSeq names its product alanine aminotransferase 2-like. The transcript has 14 exons. The coding region runs from base 473 to 1867 and encodes 464 amino acids. Gene Ontology annotation, molecular function: L-alanine:2-oxoglutarate transaminase activity; pyridoxal phosphate binding. Gene Ontology annotation, biological process: biosynthetic process. The record is from RefSeq and is a predicted model, not a curated record. Lineage: Eukaryota; Metazoa; Chordata; Actinopteri; Siluriformes; Bagridae.
AAGUGGCGCUCCGGGAUGUAUCUAGGUGUGGGUAUCCGCCCCCUUCAGAUGCAAUUUGGAAAGAGAAACAAGCGGUUCGUGUCUUCAUUCCUGUGAACAUUUCACCUGUUUUUCAGUGGCGGGCUGUGCAUUUCACACCUAGGCCUUCACUGGUGUCCUUCCUGAAUUAAUCCACCACUAUACCAUCAUGACGCCACGGCAAUAGAUACUAAUCAACCAUUAAAUAGCAAAGUAAAAAAGAAAUUAGGCUACAGUAUUUCACACCUCACAAGGAAUAGUUAAUUUUAUUACAGUCCGCAUUGAAAAUGCAUUUGUAAGGAUGUCUGCGACCAAAUCGAUUUCUUCUCCUCUGUCAGCCAUUGACUAAGUCAACAUGAAAACAGCAGAAAGCAAGAAUAUCUGAUCAGUCCUCAUGGAUCUGAGCUGAGCUAAUGCCAGAACUGGUGCAGGAAUUAAGAGUAACUAUCUUGCCAUGGAUCUUCACUCAGCACAGGACAUCUUAGACAGAUGUGCAGGACAAAUUACGGCAGAAAUUGAACAGGGCUUGGGAAAAAAUUAUAAAGAGGUUCUCAAUGCUUCGUCAGCUGAUUUCCACAGAAUGGGAUUAAAACCCAUCACCUUCUUUCGUCAGGUUCUGGCCACUUGUUUCUACCCCUCCCUCCUAACUGAUGAGAGUUUACCCUUGGAUGCAAGAGAAAGAGCACAAAGGAUUCUGGCAGAAUGUGAAGGAGGGAGCAUAGGAUCAUACACUGCUGCACGUGGGAUUAAAAAAAUCCUGGACUCCAUAUGUAAAUUCAUCACAAAACGUGAUGGUGUUAUUCCUGAUCCUGACAAAAUCUACAUCACUAACGGAUCCCAGAUGUCCCUCAUAAUGGUAAUGAAGCUGCUGGUUCAGAGUGAGGGUUCUCUGAAGACCGGGGUUCUUACUCCUGUACCAUCCCACCCCACCUUUAACAUGGCAGUGGCUGCUCAGGGGGGAGUUGUGGUGCCCUACUACCUGUGUGAGGAACAGGGAUGGGCAAUACAGAUCGAAGAAUUGCAAAGAGCUGUGCACAUGGCCAGGGGGCAAUGCAACCCAACUGUGUUAUACCUCAUCAAUCCAGGAAGUCCAACAGGUCACGUGCAGAGUAAGGACUCAAUUGCUGAAGUGAUUCGCUUUUCUGCAAAAGAAAAGCUCUUCUUAAUGGUAGAUGAGGUGCAUCAGGACAUUGUGUACGGGAAAGGAAUUGAGUUUUAUUCAUAUAGGAGAGUGCUCUCUGAAAUGGGGCUCCCAUACUCCAGCAGUGUGGAGCUGGCCUCCUUUAACUCCAUCUCCAAGAGUGUCAUGGGAGAGUGUGGUCUGCGUGGAGGCUAUAUGGAGUUGGUGAACCUUGACCCUUUAGUGAUUCCAUACAUCCACAAAUUCUUCAACACGUUUACUUGUGGAACGUUGAAUGGUCAAAUCGCUGUGGAUGUGAUGGCUGAACCUCCACAACCCACACAGCCUUCAUAUGAACUCUAUACUCAAGAGGUUCAGUUAAUUAGGAGCACAAUAAGCAAUAAUGCCCAGAAGACUCUGGAGGUUCUCAGUGGCCUACCUGGAAUCAGCUGUCAGCCGGUAAAUGGAGGAAUUUUUGCCUUCCCACGUCUGCACUUGUCCCAGUCUGCAAUAAAACAUGCCAAGGAGAAGCAGCUGGAGCUGGACUUGCUGUACUGUUUGAGUUUGCUGGAGGAUGAAGGCUUGUGUGUGGGAGCUGGAUGUGUACAUGGACAAAAAGAGGGAACCUAUCACAUCAGGAUUUGCCUGGCAAUCUCAGAGGAGAUCAUGAAGGACGUGCUGCAGAGGCUGAAAAGUUUCCACCUCCGCUUCAUCAAAGAGUUUCCCUGAUCAGCCAUGCUGACAAACAUAAGAAAUCUAAUCAAAUACAGGUUUUCCUCUGAACCAGCAUUUCUGGGGCUGUAUUCAGAGUUCAUGACUAAAGUCCAAAGGUUGAGUCAAUAUUUAUGUACAUUCUGUUUAUGUACAGUUAUAAAAGCAUGCAAAUCACUAGGUUGCCAGAUUUUUCUUGAAUUCAGGGUCAGACACUUCUCUCUAUUAUUCAGACUCCAAGUGCAAAUCUCAUACAACUUCUUAAAAGCAAUCAGUUCUGUAGUUAUGUCUGAGAUCUGUAUACCAAUUUGCACAAAAUUUGUAUUAAAUCUUUUACUCUGAAUACACCCCUCAGUCCUUAGAGCCUUUAGAGUUAGUAAGCAAACUCACCACCAAAUUUUAAACACUUCUUAUAUUUUACUGUUGCAUUAAUAAUAAUCAAAUACAUGUAAUAAAUCACUUUAUAUAUGGUAAUGUACACUUCUCAAU